AGUGCCUUUUCUUAAGCACACUGUUUUUUUUCUAACUUGAAGUGCAAGGAUACUGGUGGGAUAAUCGGUGAAAUAAAUGUGGGUUCUGCUUCACCCCGCCCUCAAACUCGGUUCAUGCCACUUGCUCUUCCUCUCAGUUCAGGCUGCCUUAUGACCCAAAGAGGCUAUAAUCUGAGGCUGGCUUUAAAAGCAAGCAGGUGGGAACAACGCAGCCCUGGGUCAUUCCUCAUCCCUCUGCCCCUGGUGAUUCCUACCUGUGCUGAACUGGGAUGGCCCCCACCCUUAGGUGUCCUAUAUAAAACCCCAGUUCAGCACAUACACGCCAGAAAGAGGCCAAACCCCCUCUGUGAUGCUCUGAUUUUUUAUCAAGUGAGAAGAGGCACCACCUGCAAAGGAUUUAAAGUGAAUAGGCCUACCCCACCAGGGAGAGCAGCAAACAACACACAGGUGGAUUCCUAGCGGACCCUCUUUACCACGCUCUCACAGUUCAACCUCAUUCGCUGCAUCUCCAGGAGCCUAGCCCUUGUAUUUCUGCUGCCAAAUCUCUGCAUCUAAUUAGUCACUGUUUUAAAUGUUGAUUCUAUUAGUGAUACCACUGGCUUUGUAUUUUCUUUAAUCAUAUACUCAAUAUUAAAUUACAACUAAUUUGUAAGAUAGACUUUAACAAUACUAAGUAGGACUUAAAACUGAAAAUUUUAGAAUGUAUAUCAAAUUACCCAAGAGGUAGAUACUUGAUUUUUUAAUUGAUGAGUCUAAAUUUGCUUCAUUUCUCAAUUUACAUAACUGAAGACUCCAACAGAUUCAAAAGAUUAGUGAGCCAGAGCUAGUAUUAUGGCAUAACAGGUUAAGCCACUGCCUGCAAGGUUGGCAUCCCAUUUGGGCGAUGGUUUGGGUCCCAACUGCUUCAUUUCUGAUUCAGCUCCCUGCUAAAGGCCUGGGAAAGCAGUUGAAGAUGGCUCCAGUGCUUGGGCCUCUGCCAUCCAUGUGGGAGACCUGGAUGAAGCUCCUGGCUUCAGCCUACCCAGCCCUGAUCGUCGCAGCCAUCUGGGGAGUGAACCAACCGGUGGAAGAGAUCUCCCUUCCUCUCUCUGUGUCUCUCCUUCUUUCUAUGUAAUUCCAAAUUUCAGAUAAAAAUAAUUAAAUCUUUUUUAAUAAAGAUUAGUGAGCAGAUAUGUAGGAUGAGCAAGUCUAGAAUUUAAUAUGCAAAUGACAACAGCAGCCAACAAUACCAUUGUUACAUUUGGGAUCUCUGCUGGAUAAACAGAUUUCAACUGCAAAAGAAUGGGGGUAACUAUAUGAAACGAUGGAUAUGUUAACUUACUUCACCAAAGUAACCAUCUUUUUUCUUAAAGAUUCAUUUAUUUAUUUAAAAGUCAGAGUCACACAGAGAGAGGAAAGGCAGAGAGAGGCAGAGAGGUCUUCCAUCUGCUUGUUCACUCUCCAAUUGGCCACAAUGGCCAGAGCUGUACCAAUCCGCAGCCAGGAGCCAGGAGCAUCUUCCGGGUCUCCCACGCGGGUGCUGGUGUCCAAGGUCUUAGGCCAUCUUCUACUGCUUUCCCAGGCCAUAGCAGAGAGCUGGAUCGGAAGUGGAGCAGCCAGGACUCGAACCAGUGCCCAUAAGGGAUUCCAGCACUACAAGCAAUGGCUCUACCCGCUAUGCCACAGUGCCAGCCCCUAAAGUAACCAUUUUACAGUCUAUAUUUAACUCCUAACUCCAUACUACAUACCCUAAAUGUACACAAUAAUACUGAUUUUUAAAAUUAUGAGACGUUUUAAGUUUAAGCAACAAGUAAAAAUAUCUAAAAUACUAUUGUGGGAAAAAACUCUUGAAAAAGUUAUUCACCAAAGGAAGCUUUUAAGCAAUAUAGGCUCAGGUGUGUGAUUCACAUUUUUAAAGAGCUUCUGAGAAUCUCAUGUGUUGGAAGGUAAAUAAAGCCUAUUAAAGGAAAAAACAUAACUCAAAGUCGGAAAUAUAUAUAUAAUCAAAAUAAUUGAAACUAAGAAUCAACUUAGGCCAUUCCAUGUAAAUAACAUUCUGGAGCAAACAGAAAGCAUAGACGGUGCCUUGGACUUCAUUUACACUCAGCAUAGGCUCACAUUGCUUGAAAUGUGAGGCUGAUCCACAUCCACCAUGAUGAUGUGGUGCAAAGCAUGACAAAUGGGCUCACACAGGAUGAACAAGACCACACAGUCAGCCAAUCAGCAAACACGUAUUUAUUUUCCUAUUUUUUAAUUAUUUGCAUGUAAUCUGAAAUGCAGAGAGAAAAUACACACUCAGAAAAAAAGAAAGAGACGAGAAGAAGGAGAGAAAGAGAUCUUCCAUCCACUGACUCACUCCUGAAAUGCCUGCAAUAGCCAGGCUGGACAAGAUAGAAGCCAAGAGUCCAGCACUCCAUCCAGGUCUUCGACAUGAGUGACAGAGACCCAACUGUUUGAACCAUAAUCUGCUGCCUACCAGGGUGCAUAUUAGGAGGAAGCUAGAAUUGGAAGCAGCAUCAGGACUCAAACCAGGUAUUCCAAUAUAAGGUGCUGGUAUCCCAACAGCCAUCUUAACCACUGUGCCAAAUGUCCCCCACACAUCCAUAAAUAUUACCUAAGAAGCUGACCAUUGCCAAGUAGUGGGGCUGUUGCUAUAGAUAUAUCAAAGAACAAAAUAGACUUGGUCUUUGCUCUGAAGGAUCUUAAAAUCUAAUAGAAAAAACUAAUAAGCGUGUAAGAAAUAGCUCUGUUGCAGGGAACUACAAUUGUCUUUUAUAAGUUCUUAUUUCCCAAAAGAUUGUCUUUUGGGGAGACCUGUUUCUGAAGGAAGUAACAGCCAAAACAAAUCUUGAGGAAUCAGAUGUGUCAAUGUGACACAGGACACCCACAGAUCCAGAAGGGAGGAGGGCCUGGGGCUCAGAGGAAACAGAAAGAAAGGAAACCAGAGAAGCAAGCAAGGACCACAUCACGAAGGUUCUUGUAGAUCACGGGAGGAGAUACUCCAAGGACAUUAAUUCAGAAACCAAUUGUAGGGCUGCUAAUUGUGGAGUCAUGGUUCCCAUCUGCUCCUUACCACAGAAAACCAUCUCUCCACAGUGUCCCUUUUCAGCACAGACACAGCACGUACACUAACACGGUGUUAAGACACCCUGUGCCCUGGUUUCCACCACUCAUGUGUAGUGUCUCCCACGGGGAGAACACUUCAGGACACCGCAAAAUUAACAAGCCUCUAAGGAUUUUCCUGCCGAGCACACAGAUGAAAGAUGACAAAUGAUUUCUACUUAACAUGCAGAAAUCCUCUGUUUGCCUUCAUCAGUAGAAAAAAAAAAUUCUCUUGUCCCUCAAUUUGUGCUAUUUCCUUCAUCUGACUUCACUCUUUUUCCCAGUCUACAGAAAAAUAUGAGAAAGACCAAAAACACAUCGCUGGACACCAUAGUGACAGACUUCAUUCUCCUGGGCUUGUCUCACCCCCCAAACCUGAGAACCCUCCUCUUCCUGGUCUUCUGCACCAUCUACGUCCUGACUCAGCUGGGGAACCUGCUCAUCCUGCUCACCGUGUGGGCUGAGCCCAAGCUCCACGCACGCCCCAUGUACCUUCUGCUGGGGGUCCUGUCCUUCCUGGACAUGUGGCUCUCCUCCGUCAUCGUCCCUCGGCUUAUUCUAAACUUCACUGCUGCCAGCAAGGCUGUCCCAUUUGGUGGCUGUGUGGCUCAGCUGUACUUCUUUCACUUCCUGGGCAGCACCCAGUGCUUCCUCUACACCUUGAUGGCCUAUGACAGGUACCUGGCCAUAUGCCAGCCCCUGCGCUACCCUGUACUCAUGAACGGGAGGUUAUGCAGCAUCCUUGUGGCUGGAGCUUGGCUGGCAGGCUCCAUCCAUGGAUCUAUCCAGGCCGCACUGACCUUCCGCCUGCCCUACUGUGGACCCAAUCAGGUAGACUAUUUUUUCUGUGACAUCCCUGCAGUGUUGAGACUGGCCUGUGCUGACACAAGUGUCAACGAGCUGGUGACUUUUGUGGACAUUGGGGUAGUGGCUGCCAGUUGCUUCAUGUUAAUUCUGCUCUCCUAUGCCAACAUCAUCCGUGCCAUCCUGAAGAUACGCACUGCUGAUGGGAGGCGCCGGGCCUUCUCCACCUGCGGCUCCCACCUAACCGUGGUCACCGUCUACUAUGUCCCCUGUAUCUUCAUCUACCUCAGGGCUGGCUCCAAGAGCCCCCUGGACGGGGCAGUGGCUGUGUUUUACACCGUUGUCACUCCCUUACUGAACCCCCUCAUCUACACACUGAGGAACCAGGACGUGAAGUCUGCUCUGAGGAGGAUGACGGCAGGUCGAGGGGCUGUGAACGAGAAGAAGUAGCUGCAGGCUCAGGCACCCCCGCACCACCAUCACUACUGCUCUUCUCAGCUGCUGGGCAUACAACAGUUUUCCUAUAAAUAGAUGUCAGUUUAGGUAGAAUUGAAUGGAAUUCUACUUAAGAAGAAGCGGCUGGUAUUAUAUUCAAUCUCAAUAAAUUGUACAAAACUGAUUUACACUUUUUGCUAUAUUUCUGAACAGGAAGCAUGUAUUGUUCCUGCGUUAACCAUGAGAAAUGAAUGCUUUUCCUAGGAAGUAGGGGGGGUAUCCCAGGCAAAUUUGGGGAAACCUGCAUGGUAGAGCAAUGCCCUUCCUCCAUUUGCUUCCCUCCCAAUUUCCCAAGCCUCUUUUUUUUUAUUUUAAAGAUUUAUUUAUUUAUUUGAAGGGCAAAGUUACAGAAAGAGAGAGGUCUUCUAUCCCCUGGUUCACUCCCCAGAUGACCACAAUGGCCAGAACUGUGACAAUCUGAAGCCAGGAGCUUCCUCUGGGUCUCCCAUAUGGGUGCAGGGGCCCAAGGACUUGGAUCAUCUUCUACUGCUUUCCCAGGCCAUAGUAGAGAGCUGGACUGGAAGUGGAGCAGCUGGGACUCAAACCCUCACCUAUAUGGAAUGCUGGCACUGCAGGUGGCACUACGCCACAGCACCAGCCCCCCCCCCCCAUGCCUCUUAUCAUCAGAAUUGCUUAGGGCAAAUAGUCCUCCCGUACACUUCAUCUGAGUUGUGAAUUGUCUGUGUUCCUUCCAGCCUCUCACUUUCCAAUCUGCAGUAAGCAACCCCCACCCCUCACCGCCAAUCUGACCCCAAUAUACUUCAUUUCCCGAUAUCUCCA
Oryctolagus cuniculus (rabbit) is the source of this 5160-nucleotide messenger RNA. NCBI's taxonomy places the organism in Eukaryota, Metazoa, Chordata, Mammalia, Lagomorpha, Leporidae. The record is from RefSeq and is a predicted model, not a curated record.